Molecule: messenger RNA, 1537 nt
Organism: Chlamydomonas reinhardtii
Lineage: Eukaryota; Viridiplantae; Chlorophyta; Chlorophyceae; Chlamydomonadales; Chlamydomonadaceae
Exons: 4
Coding region: 287-862 (191 amino acids)
Cellular component (GO): cytoplasm; membrane
Source: RefSeq, a predicted model, not a curated record
GCCAUAUUUAAGCCUCGAGAGUGCGCAAAGCCAUCUAACCAAACAAAGCCCGGUGGUUUGGUCUGUCACAUCACUUCAACACCAUCCUUUAAGUCAUUUGCCAAGGUUGUCUCCAAAGCAGCCAAAAUUCCCCGCCGGAGGCCUUCUGACCUGGCCACUUGGGGCCUGCGCCGCUUUUUUCUCUGCCAUUAGUUCAUCGAUGCCAAGCUCUUGAUAUUAUUACCUUAGCUGAAAUCAAUCCAGGUUCUGCCAAAUACGGUGGUAUUGCGCAAAACGAAACAGCAUUAUGGCCGCGCUGUCUGCGCGGCUAGGCAAGCUAGCGCCAGCGGCGCGUGCUGGGCUCACUAGCUGUGUUGUCAUGAGCGCGGGCGACGUCAUCUGCCAAAGUCUUCAGCGGCGUGGCAAGAAUACGCCGUAUGACUGGAACCGCACAGCCCGAUUUGGGCUGAUUGGCCUAACACUGCAUGGACCUUACUUCCUGUGGGGCUUCCGUAUGAUCGACGAGCGGUUCGGACCAGCGAAGAACUUGGGCACGGCCAUCCGAAAGACUGCAUUCGGGCAAGUCACGCUGUUCCCCUGCUAUCUCGCUGCCUUCUUCACCUAUAUCACCAUGCUGGAGACGGGCGGGAACUUCACGGCGGCAACGGACAAGCUCAGAAAUGGCUUUGCACAGGCCUACGCUGUCGGCACGCUCUUCUGGCCGGUCGCGAACGUCAUCAACUUCAUGUUCGUGCCGCCGACCUCUCGUGUCCUCUACGUCAACGGUGCGGGGCUCGUCUGGAACGCGAUGCUGAGCGCCUUCAACGCCGGCGCCGCACAAGCCGCCACGAUACCUGAGCAGCCCAUGCAGCUCAAGCAGUAGGGGGAGCAGCAGCAAUCGCAGUUGAACCAACGCCAUCGUGGUGAGCAAAACGGAUACAGGAGUGCCCCCUGAGCUGAUCGGGUAUGCGUGCGGCAGUACGCGUGUUUUGCCUAUGAGGAAGACCUAUCUACUGAGUGCGAGUUGCGCGUGUGAGCUGGGCUUGCUGUCGGGAAGAGAGUACGCAUUGUUUGUUGCGAGGCUGUGAAGGCUCGUAUUUACCGUAUAGGAUGCGACAGCCGGUGAGAUAAAAUGAGUGCAAGGGUAACUCUUCUGGUUUUGCAGCGCAUGUGUGCAGGAUGGAAACUCGCCCUGUGUGGCUGUUAUCGACUGAAUAAGUGCUUGAGUGAUCGGCGGUUAUUGACAAGCGCUUGACAUUGGGAGCCGUGUUCGGAGCAGUUCGGAGUGCAAGGGUCACGAACUUUCCUUGGCUCAAGGGGAAAGAAAAGGGUCCCGGCGCCAUGGUUACUGCAACUACAGGAUAUGUGGAGAGCAUUGAAGAGUGGUGGUUACGUACGCAUGGGAAUGCCAAAGCGCGUGGACCGGCGGCCAGCGAGGAUGGCCCCGUCGGGGGAAUUUCGCGUGGUGUGUGCCGAGCGGUUUGGUGGUAUGCGCAGGCGAAGCUCUCAGGCAAUACCUGUACAUGCAUUUCCGUGUUUUGCUACGCCUGCGGAUACA